UCGACGUUUGACUACUUCCCCAUUUAUAGAAACUAUUCACAUUUACUAUUUAAUCUUUUAGGCUAAUACUGUUCUUUCAUCUAAAAAUGGUCUACUUCCUCAUGUUUUAUUCGCACUUGAUAAUGUGAUUCGUCGUGUUGCUGAAAUUCUUGUUGGUCUUAUUCGGCCAGACUUUCGUCCUGCUAUUAAUAAUAUGGCACCAAUAACACCAAGUGAUAGUUCGACAAUGAGUUCAACUAAUGUACGUUCACCAUUAUUUCUCGCUAUUAGUGAUACAGCAAAUGAUGAAAUUACUCGUUUACAUCAACAAUAUUUAAAACUUAUUCGAACGAACCGAGAUCAACUUAAUCAAUUGGUUACAAUUGAAAAUAAUAAUGGUGCUAAAUUAACUCAAUUAUCAUCAAUUAAUCAAUCAAGUAAAACAGUUGGAUUGUUUUUACCAGCUGAAAGAUCACCGGAAACGGACAAUAUGAAUUCUGAACCUACAACUGCACCCUUAUUAGACGAACAAACGAAGUUAAAUCAUUUAACACCAAUGGCAGGAGUAUCAAAGCAAAUAACACGAACACGAUCACUGAUUUCUAUUGAACAAGAACAUGAUCAAUUGCUCAAAUCAAUGAUUGAUAAUCGAACCCGUCUUAAUCAAUUACUCAAUUCUUCGAACAUUUGA
Messenger RNA from Adineta steineri, 670 nucleotides. NCBI's taxonomy places the organism in Eukaryota, Metazoa, Rotifera, Eurotatoria, Adinetida, Adinetidae. The record is from the annotation of a GenBank genome assembly.